GAGAGAGUGUAAUAUGGCGAAGACCUACGAUUACCUGUUCAAGCUGCUGCUGAUCGGGGACUCGGGGGUGGGGAAGACCUGUGUCCUGUUCCGCUUCUCCGAGGACGCCUUCAACUCCACUUUUAUCUCCACCAUAGGAAUUGACUUUAAAAUUAGGACCAUAGAGCUCGAUGGCAAGAGAAUUAAACUGCAGAUAUGGGACACAGCCGGUCAGGAACGGUUUCGGACGAUCACAACGGCCUACUACAGGGGUGCAAUGGGCAUCAUGCUGGUCUACGACAUCACCAACGAGAAGUCCUUCGACAACAUCCGGAACUGGAUUCGCAACAUUGAGGAGCACGCCUCUGCAGACGUCGAAAAGAUGAUACUCGGGAACAAGUGUGAUGUGAAUGACAAGAGACAAGUUUCCAAGGAACGGGGAGAAAAGCUGGCCCUCGACUAUGGAAUCAAGUUCAUGGAGACCAGCGCGAAGGCCAACAUCAAUGUGGAAAAUGCAUUUUUCACUCUCGCCAGAGAUAUCAAAGCAAAAAUGGACAAAAAAUUGGAAGGCAACAGCCCCCAGGGGAGCAACCAGGGAGUCAAAAUCACACCGGACCAGCAGAAGAGGAGCAGCUUUUUCCGAUGUGUUCUUCUGUGAGGAACACCGCCUUACUCUGAGCCUCGCUCAGCCCAGCUGACUGUGCCUGUUCUGAGUGAGCCCCUCACUCAGCCGGGGCCCUCCCACCUCCAACGCCCCGCCCACGCCGCGGCCACCGGGCCCACGGCCACCAGAAUGCAAUUGAGAAAUCGUUUAUUUUAGUAACUGUCUGAUCUUUUUCAACUUUGGAGAUGGAAUAAGUUAAAAAUUUGCUAUUUUUCCUGUAACAUCUGCUGAACGGGCCCACCCACACGUUGUAUAUUCAGAGAGAGAGAGGGAGUCAAGGUGUGACCGUCGACCACAGCCAGUGUCAGGCCUCUGCCUCUGGGCCUUUGCUUUGUGGCCUCACUGCAACACAAAGCUCCACCAGGAGGCUGGUUCACGUCCCCUACCACGGAAGCGAGGUCCCAGAAGGCCAGCGGUGGUUCCAGGAGCAACAGCUCCCAAACCCUGAGCAAGGCAACCGAUCGCCAGGACCAGGAAGCAUCACCCAGGAGAUUUGGCGCCCACUUCCACCUCUUCUCUCAGUUUUGGACAAGUGACAAACCAUUUUGCCCCCUCACUCUUCUUUUUUAACUGUUAAACCAAAGGAAAGCACAAAUGAAGGAAAUCCUGUGUAAAGCAUUGAGAAGGAAAGAAGCCUGGAGCAGCCUCUCCUGUCCACAGCCAGGGGUUAGGUCUGCAGGCCCGUCUGCGGUCCCCAUCGAGCAUCAAGGGGACGCUGUGUGUGCUGCAAGUGACCCCGAAAACAACCACAGCCGUCACAUGGUCCUCCUGAAGUUGGGGCACCCUCCUCUCAGCACCAAAAUGGCCCCCACUCCUUCGUGUCCUCCCGCUAUCUCCAAAUCGGACGUUCUUUCUAGCUGAGAUUUUUAUUUUUCCACAUCUGUAGUGCCAUGAAGCGAUUCUGUCUUUGACUUCCAAUGGCAAACCUGGGUGAUCGGGAACAAGCACGUUGUACCCUUGGCUGGACAUGGCCAAGACACAAGGCAUUCCACGGCGGCAAGCUGACCGCACAGCAGUCUGGCUUGAUUUUCAGCCGUCAUCAUUGGGUUCUGUUUUGACAGCUCUGCUGUCCCAUAGGGACUGCGACUGGGACCAGGUCAACCACGCCAGGGGGGUGUCACCAGCCUUUUCUUUUUUUCUUUCUUUUUUUUUUUUUCCUCCUUAAGCUGCUGUCAAUCCAAACCAUUGGCAUCAUCGUUUCUUUUGAAUUAAAACCAACAUAUCAGCAAUAGUCUGCUCUCCCCGGGAAUCUCUAACAUGCUCUGUUUACAUCGAUAAAUGCACUUAAGGAAAACAAACAAAUUAAAGCUCAUCUUAAAGUCCAAGGAUUUUUAUGUCCACAUUUUCCCUGUAGGCCACACGGACAUGGCCAGGUGCUGGGGGUGGGUCUGGACAAGAUGGUAGAGCCCAUGGAUUACCCCAUCGAGCGGCCACCUCAGAGGAGAUGCCACCCAUCAUCAAAAGACUAAAUUGGGAAAAGAAGCCUCCUGGCUUGGUGCAGUGGCUCACACCUGUAAUCCCAGCACUCUGGGAGGCCAAGGCGGGCUGAUCACUUGAGCUCAGGUGUUCGAGACCAGCCUGGCCAACAUGGUGAGCCUGCGUCACCUGGCUUCUGGCACACAGCUCGGCCACUGUGUCCCUCCUGCCUCCCUGGCAGGUCCUUCUAGGGGCCCUCUCCUGGCUGGCUUUCCAGGGCAUUCCUUCCACUCUAUCCAGGGUCCUUCCCAAGACCACACCCAGGUCCAGUCAUUCCCUAGGACUUGGCAGAGAGCUGUACUCACAGCCAAGAUCACAGCAAAAUCAGCAAAGGGAAAAGGCAUGCAGAGUGAAGUCCAGAGGCAACCAGACAGAAGCAUCCAGAAUCCUCUCACAGUGGGGUCACACACCCCAUGCUUAACUCCCCCAACAAUGAGUUGUAACAACA
Messenger RNA from Homo sapiens (human), 2567 nucleotides. It is a transcript of the gene RAB8A, whose product is annotated as RAB8A, member RAS oncogene family. Lineage: Eukaryota; Metazoa; Chordata; Mammalia; Primates; Hominidae. Gene Ontology annotation, cellular component: glutamatergic synapse; synapse; cytoplasmic vesicle. The transcript is spliced from 8 exons. Gene Ontology annotation, molecular function: GTPase activity; G protein activity; GDP binding. The record is from RefSeq and is marked validated. Gene Ontology annotation, biological process: regulation of protein transport; neurotransmitter receptor transport to postsynaptic membrane; cilium assembly. Bases 14 to 637 code for a protein of 207 amino acids.